UGUCCGAGACGCAGCAUGGCAUUGGAUAGCGACCGCUGGUGCUCUCUGAUUGAUCGGAGUCGGAUCGGGCCUGCUGUUGAGAGGCUUGAUGCAAUUGGUCGAGGAUGGCAGAUGGCUGUGAUUCGUGAAAGGCCGGCCCCCAUUGGAUGGCUGACAAAAGUCAUGCUCAGGUUGAGUCAGCGUCGCAGGAAGUGGAAGAUCAUGAGAAAACGGCAAACUAUGGAAAAAGUAUGGAAUAAUAGUAAGCGACGUCUGCUUGCAAAAAACGAAAGGAAUGUCUACAAGACGAAGCCAACUGCUGCUGAAACAGCAGGGAAGAAAGGAGUACCAGUGUCUAAUAGCAACUCCUCCCAGCAUGAACUAGUUCCUAUUGGGCUCGUUUCUUUAGUGAGUGUGAGGAAUGUGCUGAAUCCUCUUAAAGCUGUAGUUUCGUCCUUGUGCAGUUGGUGGCUGAACAACAUUAAUCAGGGUUUAGAAGUAAUGAAAGACAUUUUAUUUCCUUCUCGUGUUUACUUACGGGAACUGAAUGCACUACGACAACAUAUUGAGGCACUUGAGAUGAAGCUAGUACAAUUGCAAGAAAUCUGCAAUGUAAAUUUGGAGUCUAAUAAUUCAAAAAGUGCUGAUUCAUGUUCCUAUCGAAAAUAUGUUGAUUUCUCUCCAGGCCCUACAAAAAUACCAGUGUGGCCAGUCCAGCCAAUCAUGAGUCGUACCUUACCACAAAAACCAUUUGGAGCCCUUCCUCCCCAGCCUCCACCUCCACCACCCCCUCCUCCACUACCACCACCUUCUGUGUUUGUGCAGAAACCAUUGCAGAUUCAGCGGAAAACUAGGAGUGAAAAUUCUUUGCAAGCGCUGUCUAAGGAAAUUAACAGACCACUGUCCAUAACUAUGAAAGAUUUGAUUAAUGUAAAACUAAGGAAGACUACAGACGGAUUUGAAAAAAAAAAGACUGAUCCUGAGAGGAUAGGUGGAUCAUUAUCUGUGACGGUAAAGGAUUUACUCGAAGUGAAACUGAGGAAGACGCAGAACAAAGUAAAUGAACUAGAGAUGAAUACACCAGAAAAGAAAAGAUCUCCUUUAGUCACAAUUUCUGAUCUACAAGGCUUUAAUUUCCAGACAAAAGCUAACCAACUACAGAAAUCAGCAAAAAUGAUGAACACUCCACAUAAACCUGUGGUCGAUUUUCGGCAACGUCUAAAGAAAGUUGCUAUAGAAAGGAGCCCUGGUGGCACACCUCUCCAUAAAGAGAACCGGGAUACUGGAACAGGACUAACACCAGUUAUGACACAAGCACUAAAACGGAAAUUUAAGAUGGCUCAUCCCAAAAGUCCUCCUUGCUCCUUGACUCCGAACACCAGCUUUGAUGAGCAAAACUCAAGCUAAUUUGGAGCAAUGUAUUUAGUUUUAAAACUGCAACUUUUAACGUUGAUGUUGUUAAUCUAAUUGCCUUUUGGACCCUAUCCCCUGAGUGCAAGUCUGCAAGCUCAAGACUAGGAAAAGGAUUGAGCCAAUUUAAGACACAUUAUAAAUGGUCCAACAUUUUAAUUGUUUCUUAUUGACAAAUAACUCAAUUUCAGCACCAAAUACGUAUUUAUACUGUAAUCAUUAAUUGUCUGACCUGUGAUACUGUCAUCUGUUUAUACAACUCUGCUUUCAUUUUUUUUUUAAACUGCCAUCUAAGAAUGUAGAAAAAGCUCAUUGUAUUCCAUUUUCCAAUAUUUUUGGUUUUCUGUUUUUAAUUAAUUCUAUUUCCCCUACAUUUAGACUUAUCCUGAAAUUUAUAGAGUUGAUAGAUGUUUGGUCUUUGAUCCAAUGUGAAUCCAAAUGGACCACAGCAGUAGAGGAUGUCAGUAAGCCAGUAUACUGCAAAUUUACUCAUUAAAUAGCACUUUGUAGCAUUGCAAAUGCUAUAAAUGUCUUAGUGUACACUGGCAGCAAAUAAAUAGUUGUUUGUACUUACCACCUCUUUUAUGUGAUGGGGAUGAAGUAAUCUGGAUCACAAGUUUAAGGGUUACCAUCUCCAGGUUAAUAACAAUGUAAUUGGAGAAUACUGUAAUAUAAAACAAUUAUAGCUCUGUCAUCUGAAAUAUUUUGCUAGCAUUAGUAUCUAUUUGCACUUCACAUGUAUUUUUUGUUAAUAUGCCAGAGGUUCUCAGAACAUUAUUACAAUAACCAAGAUAUUUCCAUGAUGCGGUUGAAUGUGUAUUUCAAAGAUAUAGAUGAUCAGCUUUUCUUUUUUUCAGUAAAUGGAAAGAAAAUUUGUACCCAAAACAUUUCUGUCUUUCUUUUAUGCCCUAUCCAAUUAAUACUUAUUGCAUUUACUCAUAUAAGAGUCUAGUUUUGCAGAGUAAUGCUUUAGCUAAAAAUUAGAGAGUCAACUUCUAUAUAAGUAAUUUUUGAGGGAUUAAAAUCCACCCUUACUGUCACAGAGCUGCCAGGUUGGGCACUUUUCCUGCUAAAAAAGAAGCCUUGACAUGUGCAGAUACGAGGAGCUGAGCAGUCACCCAAAAUGAUGUGGUAAUCAAUGAAUGUGUUUGUACUUACUACCCACUCACCUAAAGCCAAUCAUCUUUUUUUUUUGCUAAAGGUUGGGGAUCAAUUUAUACACCAAAUCAUUGAUUAUCCAUAAAUCAAGGCUUAAGGAUAUAUGGUACCUGUAUUUCAAAAAGUGUUUUUACAGAAAUUAAUGUUUUCAUAAACUUCAGCUUAAGUACUAAAAUGUCGUAGUUCUAAAUGAUGUGCUUUUCUGGAUUCAGGUUCUUGUAUGAAGUACUACUGAGCUGUUGGAUACAGUUCUGAAUGUGUUUUAAUUGUUUUUUUAAGCAAAUAAAUACUGCCUAAUGUUCAACUA
Molecule: messenger RNA, 2854 nt
Organism: Chiloscyllium plagiosum (whitespotted bambooshark)
Lineage: Eukaryota; Metazoa; Chordata; Chondrichthyes; Orectolobiformes; Hemiscylliidae
Source: RefSeq, a predicted model, not a curated record